AGAAAGAGAGAGAGAGAGAGAUUGAAAUUUCAAACUAAACAUAAUUUUGAGAACCUCCAAGAAAACAAAUUCAAUGGAGACUUUGAGCCCGAAUCAGCAUAACGUAUUCAUCGGUUUCAGCAUGAAGGAUACGCGCUACUCCUUCGUAAGCCAUCUCUCAGCUGCUUUCCACCGGAGGAACAUCUCGACGUUCCUCGGAGAAGAAGACAUCAUAAGCUCCGUGACUCAGUCUGCUAUCGAGGGAGCUAAGGUCUUUGUGGUUGUCUUCUCCGAGAACUAUGCCUUCUCGCCGCUCAGCUUGGAAACGCUCGCCAAGUUUUUGGAUCUCCGGCGACGUGAAAACGGACCUGUUGUGAUUCCAGUCUUCUACGGUGACGUCACUCCAUCGAUCGUUGAGCAGCAGACGGAGAAAUUUGGAAAGGCUUUUUCCGAGCACCGGAGUUCGUUCUCCGGAGAAGACGACAAGGUGGAAAGAUGGCGAAACGGUCUGGUUGAAGCGGCCAAGUUACAAGGCCAUGACUCAAAUGAACAACAAAAUGACUCAGAUUUAGUAGAAGAGAUUGUUUCGGAUGUGCGCGAGAGGCUCUAUCCAACAGGUAAGAUUGGGAUCUACUUGAGGUUGCUUGGGAUCGAAAACUUGCUUUGCAAGCAAACUCCUGACAUCUACAGGAUAGGGAUAUGGGGUAUGCCUGGCAUAGGCAAAACUACCAUUGCACAAGCAGCCUUUAACCAAAUGUGUCAGGACUUUGAAACUCAUUUCUUCCUCGAAAACUUCCACGUAAAGUUUCACGAGAAAGGGCUGUACAAGUUGCGGGAAGAACAUUCCAUCGAAAAACUAAGAGAGAAAACAGCUCUUGUUGUUCUUGAUGAUGUGCACGAUCCUAUGGAAGCCGAGUCUUUCCUUGGAGGAUUUGAUUGUUUUGGUCCCGCAAGUUUAAUAAUCAUAACAUGUCGAGAUAAACAAGUUCUUUAUCAGUGUCAGGUUGAUAGUAUUUAUGAGGUACCAUCCUUAACCAAGAAGGAGGCUCUAAAGUUAUUCAUCGGGUUUGCGUUUCCAGAGAAAGAAACAAGUGAUAGUGAUCUAGUAGAAGUGUCAAAGAAGGUCGUUGAGUAUGCCAAUGGGAAUCCUAAAGCUCUCUCCUUCUAUGGCAGAGAGCUAGAAGGGAGGACGACACCAGAAGAAAUGGAGGCGAGUUUCGAGAAGAUCAAGCGAUGUCCUCCACAGGAGAUUAUUGAUGUGUUCAAGAGCAGCUACGAUGCGCUCAGCGACAAUGAGAGGAGCAUAUUCUUAGACAUUGCUUGUUUCUUUAAUGGUGAACAAUUGGAUCGUGUCAUGAAGAUAUUUGAAGGGUGUGGUUUCUUCCCACACGUUGGAAUCGACCGUCUUGUGGAAAGGUCUUUAUUGAUGAUAUCGAAGAACAAUAGAGUUGAUAUGCACAAUUUGAUUCAAGAUGUUGGUCGGGAAAUCGCCAAUCAAGAAAAUAAUAAAAUCUUGAGGCAUCGCAGAUUUUGGGAUCCUUCACGCAUUAGAUUAUUACUAGAAGACAUUGAGCCUAAGGGUGUUGAAGUUAUUGAAGGGAUUUUUUUUGACACAACAAACCUAAACGUUGUUGUUAAUCCUAUGGCGUUUGAGAAUAUGUAUAAUCUUAGACUGUUGAAGAUUUAUAGCUCAAACACUGAAACUGCUCAAGAACUCCAUCUCCCCCAGGAACUGAACUCUCUGCCUUAUGAGCUCAGGCUACUUCACUGGGAAAAGUAUCCGUUGCAAUCGUUGCCUCAAGAUUUUGAUCCUAGCCAUCUUGUUGAACUCAAUAUGCCUUAUAGUCAGCUUCAAAGUCUAUGGGGAGGAACCAAGAGUUUAGGAAAGUUGAAGAUAGUAAAUCUUAGCCAUUCUCAGAAACUAGUUGAAGUUGAGGAACUCUCGAAAGCUUGUAGUCUUGAGCAAAUUGACCUUCAAGGUUGCACAAGCUUAGAGAGCAUCCCACGCAAUGAUCGACUAAAGAAUCUUCAACUUCUGAACCUCUCUGGUUGCACAAGAAUCAAACGUACAGAGAUUAUAGAUAAGAUCAAAGGACUGGAUCAAGAAGGCGGUUUGAGAGAAACAAAAACUGAUUCAAUGGUGUUCUCCACGUUAGUAGAGCUGGAAUCUGAGGAUAACACAUUGGACUUCUGAGAUUACAAAAUAAAAUAAAAAACCUACUUGUGUGUUAAAUACUCUUGAGUAAUUGCUCAAGUUUUUAAAAUUCCUAGAUAUGAAUUUCGUUAAACAUUUCAAGGAAAGUAGGUGAAAACGUUGUUAAAUAUUUUAUCUAUGCUAAAACAGGACAAGUAGAGGAAGAUAUUA
This is a messenger RNA of Eutrema salsugineum, 2344 nucleotides long. Its product is annotated as probable WRKY transcription factor 16. The record is from RefSeq and is a predicted model, not a curated record. Gene Ontology annotation, biological process: signal transduction; defense response. Bases 74 to 2173 code for a protein of 699 amino acids. The transcript has 4 exons. NCBI's taxonomy places the organism in Eukaryota, Viridiplantae, Streptophyta, Magnoliopsida, Brassicales, Brassicaceae. Gene Ontology annotation, molecular function: ADP binding.